GCGGGCCGUGGCUGGUAGCGGGCAGUGGCCUGCGGAAUACCGCCCGGUUCUGCUGAAGGGUUGAGGAGGAGGUGGGCACCUUCCCCGACCGGCUGGCCUUCAUCCGGGAGGUGGCCUUUGGAGCGUUGGGCCUUCAGAUGCAGGACAUCCUCUGCGUACAGCGGAAUGGCCCCUUCCAAUUCUUUGAGGUCACUUUGUCCACCGAUGACAGCUGCAGCAAGGUCCUGGAGCAGAGCAAGGAGGGGGCCCAGCACCCUCUCCUCGGACGUUAUAACAUCGAGCCGCUGUGGUGGCCCGACAAGCGGCCUCCCUUCUGCCGGCAGUGCCACAGCUUUGGACACACCCUGGAGGGAUGCGCCAAUCUGCGCUGCCGCAACUGCCUGGAGUCGGGGCACAUGGCCAGGGACUGCAAGGGCCCCCGUCGCUGCAAACACUGUAACGGCGAGGACCAUCUGGCUCGUUCCUGCCCACAGAAAAAGACUACAUAUGCCGACGCUCUGUCGGGUAACAGAGCAGUCGGCACGGAGAAUGGUGGGGGAGCUCUAGCCCCCACGACUGGGCAGGAACAGCCGGCGACGGGGGCAGGAGGAGAAGCCCUGGUCGUGGUGGAGGAGGCCCCUUCGAGUGCGACACCAAUGCAGGAGGGGUCUCCGAACAAGGUGGAGCAGCUCGCCCUGGCUCCAGGCGUCAGCAGCAGGCGAAAGAAGAGCGGUGCAUCCCCCCGGGGGAGGAAGAAGAGCAGAAGGGAGGCGCAACCCGACGCACCCAGCCCUCCGGCGGCCACCUCGCCAGCAGUGGCGGCCGGGGACCAAGGCCGACAGUGUCCCCCCUCCCCGAUGUUAGAGGCCCCCCGUCUGGUGUGGGACUUGGGACAGUCCCCUGCACCCCCCCAGGAGUACAGCGGUCAACAGGACACUGCUAAUGAACAGGAGUACCUGGGGGGGCUGGAAUUGGGGGACCUUUUGAGGUUGACUGAGGAGGGGGGGCAGUAGGACAGUAUUGUUUUUAAUGGCUGGCUUUUAUUAUUUUAGUUUGUUGUUUUUAAUUGUAUUAUUAUUUUAGCAUUCUAUGGCCAAUUUUAAUAUUGUCACCUUGAAUGUAAGGGGUUUGAGGAACAUUUUAAAACGCACAUCUGUUUUUAACCAGCUGGCAUCUUCUCCCUUCAGCAUUUGUUUUCUGCAGGAAGUCCACCUCCGGGACCAGCGGGACGAGGCUCUCUUUUCACGACAGUGGAAGAGGGGUAGAUCCUACUGGAGCGUAGGUGGCGUCCACUCCUCAGGCGUCGGGAUCCUUUUUGGCGACCGCGCCUUUGAAGAAGUAAGUGCGUUUACCGUCCUUCAGGGCAGGGUUUUGGGAGUGGAGGCCACAUGGAGGGGACAGCGCCUCCGGGCCAUAUGUGUCUACGCUCCGGUGGAGGCCUCGUCCCGUAUAACUCUCUUUGAAGAGUUGUCCCCGUUCUGUGUCACAGAUCGACACUUGAUUUUAGGAGGGGACUUUAACAUCUCGUUGGAGGGUAGACAGGAUGUCAGCUCAGGGCAUUUUCGCCAUUUUAUUCGUUCCUUUAAACUUGUUGACGGUUUUAAAACAUGCAACCCCAGCAUGCCGGGCUUCACCUGGCAUAAUAGUCGCGGAGCUAGCAGCCGCAUCGACUACAUUUUAGCUUCACCCCCCGUUGCUUUUAAAAAGGUGUCCCUCUCCCCACAGUGGCCCACUGACCAUCUGGCAGUGGAGGCCACUGUCUCCAUAGACGCCCCUGUAUAUGGGGGCGGCUAUUGGAAAAUGAACCUGCAGAUCCUGGAGGAGAGAGA
Molecule: messenger RNA, 1808 nt
Organism: Brienomyrus brachyistius
Lineage: Eukaryota; Metazoa; Chordata; Actinopteri; Osteoglossiformes; Mormyridae
Exons: 2
Coding region: 138-992 (284 amino acids)
Molecular function (GO): nucleic acid binding; zinc ion binding
Source: RefSeq, a predicted model, not a curated record